Messenger RNA from Arachis ipaensis, 525 nucleotides. NCBI's taxonomy places the organism in Eukaryota, Viridiplantae, Streptophyta, Magnoliopsida, Fabales, Fabaceae. The record is from RefSeq and is a predicted model, not a curated record.
AUGGCACCGCCAGAACUUGAGGAGUUGAAGAAGCAACUGAAGGAUUUGCUAGAUGCUGGGUUCAUCUGUCCAUCGAAGGAACCUUAUGGCGCACCAAUCUUGUUCCAAAAGAAGCAUGAUGAGAAUAACCUAUAUGUGAAGAAGGAAAAGUGUUCCUUUGCAAGGGACAAAGUCCACUUCUUGGGACAUACCAUUAAAGAUGGAACUCUCUGCAUGGAUCAAGAAAAGGUGAAGGCUAUCAAAGAAUGGGAGCCGCCAAAAAAAGUAUCUGAAUUAAGGUCAUUUCUUGGGUUGGCUGAUUACUAUCGGAGGUUUAUCAAGGAAUACUCCACCAAGGCUGCACCAUUAACUGAUCUUCUCAAGAAGAAUCACUCUUGGGAAUGGUCAAAGGAGUGUCAAAAGACCUUUGAUGAGUUGAAGGCUGCUAUCACAGAAGGACCAGUACUAGCACUGCCCAACUACUCGAAGGUGUUUGAAGUCCACACUGAUGCUUCUGACUAUGCUAUUGGAGUGGUUCUGAUGUAA